Messenger RNA from Debaryomyces tyrocola, 429 nucleotides. The record is from the annotation of a GenBank genome assembly. Lineage: Eukaryota; Fungi; Ascomycota; Pichiomycetes; Serinales; Debaryomycetaceae.
AUGUACUUUCUUAGACUAUUAAUAUUAUGCAGUAUUUGCGUUUCGAUACAAUCAACCAUUAUUCCUCAAGAAUUAGACAUUAGACCGUUCAACAUUGAGGAUGAAGCUGCUCAUCAAUACGGAAAACAAACAAAAGGUUUAAAUGGCUUAAUGAAAAGAUUGAGAAUGGGAGGUUUCUCAUCAGGUUCUAGAGGAGGUGGUUCGUCGAGUAGUUCGUCGAGUGGUUCUAGAGGUAGUGGAAGCAGAACGGGAGCAGGGGUAGGGGCAGGACUAGGGGUUGGAGCUGCAGCAGGAUAUAGACAUAGAAAUAGUAGUUCAUCAGAGACUAGCUCGGCGAACUCUGCUCGUUUAUCGCUAUAUGAUCUAUUUGGGUCGCCUAUAAAGAUCGCUAUUGCAUUUUUGUUAACUUUGGCAUACGUAAACAUUUGA